This is a messenger RNA of Loxodonta africana (African savanna elephant), 918 nucleotides long. RefSeq names its product synaptogyrin 4 (gene SYNGR4). NCBI's taxonomy places the organism in Eukaryota, Metazoa, Chordata, Mammalia, Proboscidea, Elephantidae. The transcript is spliced from 4 exons. Bases 1 to 705 code for a protein of 234 amino acids. Gene Ontology annotation, cellular component: neuromuscular junction; synaptic vesicle membrane. The record is from RefSeq and is a predicted model, not a curated record.
AUGCACGUCCCCGAAAGCCUUCAGGACCUGGCUGACAGUGAGGCUGUUCGGUUUCUGAAGAGGCCAAAGACCAUGGGGCGGAUCUUUUCAGGGGUCUUCUCCCUGGUGGUCUUCUCGUCCCUGCUGACUGACGGCUACCAGAACAAGACAGACUCCCCGCAGCUGCACUGCGUCCUCAACAGCAACGCCACGGCCUGCAGCUUUGCCGUGGGCGCCGGCCUUCUGGCCUUCCUCAGCUGCCUGGCCUUCCUUGUGAUAGAUGCUCACGAGAGCCGUCUCGCUGGCUCCCGCUUCAAGACAGCCUUCCAGCUCCUGGACUUCAUCCUGGCGGUCAUCUGGGUCUGUGUCUGGUUCGUGGGCUUCUGCUUCCUGGCCAACCAGUGGCAGCAUGCACAACCCCGGGAAUUCCUGCUGGGGAGCAGCAGUGCCAAGGCUGCCGUCACCUUCACGUUCUUCUCCGUCCUUGUCUGGAUAUUCCAGGCCUACCUGGCCUUCCAGGAACUCCGGGAGGAUGCCCCUGUCCCCUACAAGCGCUCCCUGGAUGAGGGGGCUGUGGUGCUGACCACCCUCUCCCCACCCUUGGCUGCCAGCCCCACCAGCUCCUCCACCACUGGCCCCAACAACCUGAACUAUGCCAGCUCCGCCCUGUCCCCCUACCUGAGCACACCGAAGGUCCCCCGCCUCGCCAUGAUGCCCGACAACUGAGUACCUCAGUAAAGAGACACCCUCACUCCAGAGGGUUCUGGCACAGCCCUCUGUCCUGCUCAUGUCUAUUCCUCUCUGGUCUCUUGGUGGCUGGGGUGGGGAAAAAUCCUACAUGGUCACCUCAGGGCUCUCCACAGUGGGUCCCAUUUUCAUACCAUCUUCCAGACCCUUUGUCCAGGGCCACCUUGAUGGCGCCAGAUUAGAGGUGGUUAC